Messenger RNA from Cheilinus undulatus (humphead wrasse), 3367 nucleotides. RefSeq names its product EPS8 like 2 (gene eps8l2). Gene Ontology annotation, molecular function: actin binding. Gene Ontology annotation, cellular component: ruffle membrane; plasma membrane; vesicle. NCBI's taxonomy places the organism in Eukaryota, Metazoa, Chordata, Actinopteri, Labriformes, Labridae. Gene Ontology annotation, biological process: Rho protein signal transduction; positive regulation of ruffle assembly; regulation of Rho protein signal transduction. The record is from RefSeq and is a predicted model, not a curated record. The transcript has 21 exons. Bases 221 to 2275 code for a protein of 684 amino acids.
GCCUCCUCAGUGACCGUGUGUCUGGAAACCGGCAACAAACACCUGCCACCGUCAGAUUUACACCGUGGGAUUGUAACUUCAGAGCAAAGUGUUACAAAAACUGGACUCUAAUCGUUCAUUCGUGGUUUUUCUGGGGGCUGAGAUGACAGGGUGACGCUGCAGGCGCUGAAUCGCCCACGUUUGUCAACUUGAGCAUCCCGUCCGGAAAACAACACUGUUAAUGCCUGAAAUCAUGAGUAUCCCGGGACCUCCGUCGAGGCCAACCAAUGGAGUGGCCAGAACGGACAGCAAGAUCAGUGCCAAGGCCCUCUAUGAACAAAGGAAAAAAUACUCCAACUCUAAUUUUAUUAUGCAUGAGACAUCACAGUAUCAUGUCGAGCAUCUCUCCACGUUCAUUAUGGACAAGACAGAGUCCAUCGUCACAGUGGAUGAUGCUGUCAAGAAACUGGUCCUUCUGGACUCAAAAGACAAAAUCUGGACUCAGGAGAUGCUGCUGCAGGUUACCGACAAGUCUGUCAGACUCCUGGACUGUGACACACAGGAGGAGUUAGAGAACUUCCCUCUCCCAACCAUCCACAUGUGUCAAACGGUCCUGAAUCAGACCCGUUACCCCUCUGUGCUGCUGCUUGUGUGUCAGGACAAAGAGCAGCACAAACCAGACAUCCACUUUUUCCACUGUGACGAGGUGGAGGCUGAGAUGGUUCAUGCAGAUAUAGAUAGUGCCAUUGGAGAUAACAAGCAUGGGAAGAAAAUGAGACUUCAGACGCUAAAGGUGAACCAGGAGAAAAUGAAGCGACACAGAGAAACCAUUCUCCCCCAAUCGGUCCCUAAGGGCCCCCCACCUGCUGCAAAGGGAAGAGUUGCAGCCACAAACACACAUGACAGACGAGCUUCACACAAUGACUCAGAGUCACACGAAAAGCUGGCUCAGCGCAUUGAGAAGGAUGUGCAAAUCCUCAACUGUGCCCUCGAUGACAUUGAGCUCUUUGUGGCACGGCUGCAAAAGGCAUCAGAGGCGUUUUCUCAGCUCAACCAUCGCAACAAGAGUAAGAAGAAUAAGAAGAAAGGACCAGCAGAGGGCAUGCUGACCCUGCGAGCCAAGCCCCCCUCUGAAGCAGAGUUCAUUGAUAGCCUGCAGAAAUUGAAGCUGGCCCUCAACCUCUUGGCCAAACUAAAGAAACACAUACAGAACCCAAGUGCGUCCGAGCUGGUUCAUUUCCUCUUUGGACCUCUGGAGUUGGUGCUGCAGAGCUGUGGAAGUCCUGAGCUGGCGCGUUCUGUAAUCUCCCCUCACCUUUCUAAAGAUGCUGUGGACUUCCUGCGGGGACACCUUUCUCCAAAAGAGAUGACCAUCUUUGAGCUGCUCGGGGACGGAUGGACCAAACCAAGGGCAGAGUGGCCGAGGGAUCAGUGUGCUCCUCCUUAUUACCCAAAGUUUCGUAACGGCUGGGAGCCAGCACCAGAACUCUUUAAGACGGCACCAUGGGAAACAGAGGGGCCCAUGGGUCCAUUAAACUCUCCCACCAGCCCAGAUUACAGAAGACUGUCAAGUGAAGACUAUUAUGGAACUCAUUCUUCAAGUUCAUCGAAUGGGUCUUACAAUGGAAUGCCCCACAGCCGCAAAUAUGCCAAAAUUCGCUACCACUUUGUAGCACGGAAUGCCAACGAGCUGUCAGUGCUGCAGGAUGAAGUCCUAGAGGUGAUAGAGGAUGACAAACAGUGGUGGAAACUAAGAAAUCGCAGUGGACAGGCUGGCUAUGUCCCAUUUAACAUCCUGGACGUGGUGAAGAUAGAUGAAGCAGAGGGCUUCUUCAACCAGCAGGGCUACAGGACGUCACCUCCUGGAACCCUGAGCCUUGGAGACAGCUUCAACAAGGGAAGAGGCAAAGAUAAAAUUAUGGAUGAAGUCAACAAUGAGUUAUUGAUGAAGAUCACUGCUAGUAAACAGCCACCCCCCAGGAAGAUCCGUGUGGAACGACCAUCCGGGAGCCAGGUACCGCUAACCUUUGAGUCGACCCCAGAGCAGGUGACCACAUGGCUCAACACGAAGGGAUUCUCAAAACCUACUGUUGAAUGUCUGGGGAUCCUGACUGGAGCUCAGCUGUUUUCUCUCAACAAAGAAGAGCUGAAGGCGGUGUGUGGAGAGGAAGGAAGUCGGGUGUACUCUCAAGUCACGGUGCAGAAAACAGAGCUUGAGAAGUCCAGUGGAGGCUCGGAGCUGCAGGAGAUCAUGAAGAGGAGGCAGGAGAGGAUCGACUCUGGCGGCACAGAGUGAUCGAGUGAGACAAAUCUUUAUUCCUCCCCUCAUCUGGACCUGCAGCAGCUUCUUCAAUCAACUUGUUGUUAAUUAUGACCUUCAGUAGGACAUGCUGAAAUGUUGUAAACGUUUUUACUGGUAUAUUUAUUUUGUAUCAACCAAAGUGUAUGUAUUCAGUGUUUUAUGAUGUAAUUACAGUUGCUUUUGUUGUCUUUUCCCCCCUGAAAAUCUGUGGUAUGAAAGGGACUUAUGAUAAAUGUACAGUUUUUGUGCGUGCAUGUGUAUGAGAGUGUGUUUCAAUAUUGCAGCUUUUUACCAAAUUACUUGUAAUUCUUUGCUUUUCUGAAUCUGUGCCAGAAAUUGUGACACAUUUUCUGAUAUAUAGCCAAUAAUUUUCAUACUAAAGUGUACAGGCAGGAUACAUAAAAAACAAGCUCUGUGUUAAGUCCUCUGGCUGAUACCAGACCUCGUUUAUGUUUAUAAUCAGGAUUGAGGUGUUUGCAACAGAGGCAGUGUCUUUAAUCCUGCAUGAUGAAAAUGACAGUAAUAGUCAGAUACUGUCAGUAAUGUGUCUGUAAUAUUUUACAGUGUAAACUGUACAGACAUGCAGGAAAAAUAAAAAAGUAAAUGGGUGUAUGUUGUACUGAUAAAAAGAAUUAUUACAAAAAAUGUGUGGGGUGGUUGUAAAUAUCAUGGGAAACACUUUAAAAAGAAUAUAAUUACAAAUAAACUUGGUAAAUAUUUGAUAUCACAUGGUAUUUGUUGUGUGUGUCUGUGGGUUGGUUAUACUACAGGUGGCAAAACAAAACAAUCCGUACUUUUUAUUGUACCUUAAAAUAUCAGAACAGAAUUGAAAGUACAAGUUUUAUGGAAGAAAAAUAAAUACAAAGUAUUUUGUCAUGUUGUAUCAGAAAAAGACAUCCCAUAAUAAAUAAAGGGCAAAACAUCACAUUAAAGAACAUACUUUUCAUAACUGCAUAACAUAGUAACUGCUGCUCUGAUAACUGUACGGCAUCAUAGUAAUUCUGUGAGUGCUAAAAGCACAGCACAGAAUCUGGCAAAGCGAAAUGACAAAAACUGACUUAAAGAACACUGAUAAUGAUCAUACAA